UAUCCAUUUCUCAAACCCCCUUUCUCUCGAUCUGUGCACAAUUUCUUUUAUUUUGGUAUACUAGAGGUAAUUGAAAAAAUAAUUCUAUAUUAGAUGAACCAUCAGUACACUUACUUUAACAAUUAAGUCAAGAAAGACCGACGGAUCGCCAAGUCAAAGUCCUCGUCUCCUUCUCUCUCUCCUCCCCAGUAUUACCAUUUCUUCUUGAACCCCUCUUUCUCUCCAUAUCCGUGCACAAUUUCUUUUCCAGUGGUUGAGCGUUUGGAGCAGAACUUUGAUCACCAAUCAAUCAAUUUCCGAUGGCCUUGAGCACCCAAGUUAGAGCCUCCACCGGUUCAGCUUUCCCAUGGAAAUACGACGUGUUUUUGAGCUUCAGAGGCGAAGACACCCGCAAGGGCUUCACAGACCAUUUAUACGACAAGUUGCAGUGGAGAGGAAUCAGGACUUUCAGGGACGACCCAGAACUUGAAAGAGGCACAGCCAUCUCUCCGGAGCUCCUCACUGCAAUCGAGCAAUCCAGGUUUGCGGUCGUUGUUCUUUCGCCAAACUAUGCUUCUUCCACUUGGUGCUUGCUUGAACUCUCUAAGAUUUGUGAAUGCAUGGGAGAGAGAGGGACAAUUCUUCCAAUCUUUUAUGAGGUGGAUCCCUCUCAUGUGAGACAUCAAAGGGGCAGCUUUGCUGAAGCGUUCGAUGAACAUGAAGAGAAGCUUGGAGAAGGUAAUAAGGAGGUGGAAGGGUGGAGAGAUGCUUUAACAAAAGUAGCCAAUCUCGCUGGCUGGACUUCAAAGGAUUAUAGGUACGAAACAGAGCUUAUGAAAGAUGUUGUGCAAGCACUGUGGAGCAAAGUGCAUCCUACUUUAACCUUUUCUGAUUCCACAGAGAAGUUAGUCGGAAUGGACGCUAAGUUUGGGGAAAUAGAUGUUCUUUUAGAUAAAGAAGCAAACGAUGUCCGCUUUAUAGGGAUAUGGGGGAUGGGUGGGGUGGGUAAGACCACCCUUGCUAGAGUGGUGUAUGAGAAAAUUUCUCAUCAGUUUGAAGUUUGCAUCUUUCUUGCUAAUGUCAGAGAGGUUUCUGCUACACUCGGUCUAGUUCAUCUACAGAAACAAAUUCUUUCCCAAAUCUUGAAGGAAGAAAAUGUUCAAGUAUGGGAUGUUUAUGAUGGAAUGACUAGGACAAAGAGAUGUGUAUGUAAUAAAGCAGUUCUUCUAGUUCUUGACGAUGUGGAUCAACCAGAGCAACUGAAAAACUUGGUGGGAGAAAAAGACUGGUUUGGUUUAAGGAGUAGAAUCAUCAUUACAACCAGAAAUCGGCAUGUACUAGUCACCCAUGGUAUAGAAAAACCAUAUGAGUUGAUGGAAUUAAACUAUGAUGAGGCUCUUCAGCUGUUUAGUUUGAAUGCCUUCAGGAAAUAUGAGCCGGAAGAAGAUUAUGCAGAGCUCUCUGAGUGUUUCGUUAGCUAUGCCAGAGGUCUUCCUUUAGCUCUUGAAACUUUGGGGUCCUUCUUGUAUAAAAGAAGUCUGGGUGCAUGGGGUUCUGCAUUGGAAAAACUACGAAAUACUCCCAACAGAAGCGUUUUUGAUUUGCUAAAAGUAAGUUAUGAUGGACUUGAUGAGAUGGAGAAGAAAAUUUUUCUGGACAUUGCAUGUUUCCACAGGCUGUACUGCAAUGAGUUUAUGAUUGAACAAGUAUACAGUUCUGACCCUUCCUAUCGUAUUACAAUAGAUGUUCUUGCUGAGAAAUCUCUCAUAACUAUUUACUCAGACAACCAAAUAGGUAUGCAUGAUUUGAUACAAGAAAUGGGAUGCGAAAUUGUUCGCCAAGAGUCUUAUGAAGAGCCUGGUGGACGCAGUCGGUUGUGGCAUCGCAACGACAUAUUUCAUGUAUUCACAAAGAAUACGGGAACAGACGCCAUUGAAGGCAUAUUGUUAGACUUGCCUGAAUUAGAAGAGGCAGAUUGGAAUCUUGAAGCCUUCUCUAAAAUGUGUAGACUAAAGCUGCUCUACAUUGAUAAUUUAAAGCUUUCUCUUGGCCCCAUAUAUCUUCCUAAUGCCUUGAGAUUUCUGAAAUGGAGUUGGUAUCCUUCAAAAUCUCUCCCACCAGGUUUUCAACCGGAUGAGCUUACUGAACUUAGCUUGGUUCAUAGCAAUAUUGAUCACCUCUGGAAUGGAAUAAAAUACUUGGGCAAGUUGAAAUAUAUCAAUCUUAGUUACUCUAUAGACUUGAGAAGGACCCCGGAUUUCACAGGUAUUCAAAACCUUGAACAGUUGGUUCUUGAAGGUUGUGUGAAUUUAGUUAAGAUUCAUCCAUCCAUUGCAUUUCUCAAGAGACUUAAAAUUUUGAACUUUAGAAACUGCGAAAGUAUUAAGUGUCUCCCAAGUAAAUUAGAAAUGGAAUCUCUUGAAACAUUUGAUGUAUCUGGCUGCUCAAAUCUGAAAAUGAUUCCAGAAUUUGUGGGGAAAAGUCUUGAGAGUUUGGUUCUUGAAGGUUGUACGAAUUUAGUUGAUAUUCAUCCAUCCAUUGCAUUUCUCAAUAGACUCAAAAGUUUGAACCUUAGAAACUGCAGAAGUAUUAAGAGUCUCCCAAGUGAAGUAGAAAUGGAAUCUCUUGAAACAUUUGAUGUAUCUGGCUGCUCAAGACUGAAAAUGAUUCCAGAAUUUGUGGGGCAAAUGAAACGAUUAUCAAAGCUUUCUUUAAGUGGGACUGCAGUUGAGAAACUGCCUUCAUCAAUUGAGCGCUUCAGUGAGAGUUUGGAGGAGCUAGAUUUGAGUGGAAUUGUUACAAGAGAGCCACCCUGCUCCCUUUUUCUCAAGAGAAAUGUCAAUGGCAAACGCCCAAGAUCAUGGUACUCAUUGCUCCCUUCUGGCUUAUUUCCAAGAAAGAGUCCUCUGUUAGCUUCUUUGAAGCAUUUGUCUUCAUUGAAGAGAUUAAAUCUGAAGGACUGUAAUCUCAGUGAAGGAGAAAUUCCCAAUGAUAUUGGUUCUCUGUCUUCCUUAAAGUACUUGAAUCUCGGAGGAAACAAUUUUGUGAGCCUUCCUGCAAGCAUUCAUUUGCUUUCUAAGCUUAAAUGGAUCCAUGUGGAGAAUUGCAAAAGGCUCCAACAAUUGCCAGACCUUCCAUUAAAUGAAGAGUUAUAUCUAAGAUCGGAUAAUUGUACUUCCUUAGAAGUGCUUCCAGAUCCUCCAGAUUUAGGCAGAUUAUCAAAAUUUUGGCUCGUUUGCCCCAAUUGCACGAGUACGGUUGGUAAUCAAGAUUCUAGUUAUUACUUAUAUUCAGUGCUAAAGCGGUUGCUGGAGGAAACCCCUUGUUCUUUGGAUUUUGCCAGUUUCGUAAUUCCUGGAAGUGAAAUUUUGGAGUGGUUCAAUAAUCAAAGUGUGGGAGACUCGGUAACUCAGAGGUUUCCUUUGUAUGGAUGUAAUAGCAACUGGAUUGGUGUCGCUGUAUGUGCUCUACUUGUACCUCACGACAAUCCGUCUGCCGUUCGUGAGGACCCUACUUUAUAUCCUGAUGAAAGUUCAAUUAUAUGUCGAUGGCGUGGAUACAGUUUUGGCAUGGAAGGUGUUGGUGACAGCGUAAAACCAAUUGUUUCAGAUCACCUUUUCGUAGUCGUUUUAGGCGGUCAUGUAUUAAAACCGAAGAAUUGUCUAGAGGACACAUGCAAUCAGCAGGUUAAGUUUGACUUCGAAAUCAGACGAGCUGUAGGAAACAACAGAUGCAUAAAGGUGAAGAAAUGUGGGGCCCGUGCACUGUACAAGCAUGACAUGGAAGAGCUGAUUAGUAAAAUGAACCAAACCAAGAGCAGCGUUUCUCGUGACAAGACUUUGGAUUUUGAUUUUGGCAAAUCAGCAUAUGAGCAAGGUGGUGUCAUCGUUAAGGGAAGACGAGAGGGAACAAGCGGAAGUGGUGGCUCUGACGACGAAUAUUUCUCUGCAGAAGAAUGAAAUUUUUUUUAGAAGAGACCGUCUUCAUUUGCGCUUGUUUUAACCAUCCAGUGCCUCAAAGCAAAAAUGAAAGUCUAACUGGAUUUUGUAACAAGUGACCGUCUUACAUUAUGACUGGCUGUUGUAACUGGAUUUUCCAAACA
Messenger RNA from Rosa chinensis, 4081 nucleotides. RefSeq names its product disease resistance protein RUN1. The transcript has 5 exons. Bases 300 to 3938 code for a protein of 1212 amino acids. Gene Ontology annotation, molecular function: ADP binding; protein binding. NCBI's taxonomy places the organism in Eukaryota, Viridiplantae, Streptophyta, Magnoliopsida, Rosales, Rosaceae. The record is from RefSeq and is a predicted model, not a curated record. Gene Ontology annotation, biological process: signal transduction; defense response.